UUGUUGUCAUUGUUUGCUUGUACAGGCUUUGAUCGCGCUUACCGUCAUGACCAACCCAUGGGCCCUCACAAAUGUGGUCAUCAAUGGUACCCAUAGUCCAAUGCCACGGUCGUGCUGCCGGUCAAGACACUGACCGCUUAGUGUAUUCACAGCUCUAAAUCGUUCAAAAGGGUGCAUGUUUACAAGACUACUAAUCACAAUGCCCGAUAUCGUGCAGGUCGGCUCCAACGUAACCGACAAGCCCUCAUUCAAGAUUGACAUUCCCUCGCUCCAGCAGCGCCUCGCCAACUUGAAGAGGAAGCGGCGCUCCAGCUCUUCUGAGAGCUCCCACCCAGGACGCUCUCAAGUCGAAAAGUCACGAACGGAAGUUGAACCGAAGGAGGAGGAAGAGGGGUCACCAAACCUAGCAGAGGCAAAUCAGGCUGUAUCGGACAGGCCGCGCCUGUAUAUCAGGAUCCGGCGUCCAAAGCCGCAGAUUCAUCCUGUGAAGGACGAAGGUAACACGCCGGAAGUCGAGCCGAAGGCGGAGAAAGAGGAGUCACCAAGCCUGGCAGAAGAAAAUCAGGCUGUAUCGGACGAGCCGCGCCUGUAUAUCAGAAUUCGGCGUCUAAAACCGCAGAUUGAUCCUGUGAAGGACGAAGGUAACACGCCGGAAGUUAAGCCGAAGGCGGAGAAAGAGGAGUCACCAAGCCUAGCAGAAGAAAAUCAGGCUGUAUCGGACACGCCGCGUCUGUAUAUCAGAAUCCGGCGUCCAAAGCCGCAAACUGAUCCUGUGAAGGACGAAGGUAACACACCGGAAGUCGAGCCGAAGGAAGAGGAGUCACCAAACCUAGCAGAAGCAAAUGAGGCUGUAUCGGACAGGCCGCGCCCGUAUAUCCGAAUCCGGCGUCCAAAGCGGCAGACUGAUCCUGUGAAGGACGAGUAUUCCGAUGCUGGCAAAUCACAGGAGAAAGAGGGGGAUGAGGACAGUUAUCGGGAGGAUAGCUCUUCCGAGAGUAGCGAUGAGUCGGCCGAUGAAUACAUACCUCCACGCAAGCGCCAGCGUCUUCAAGCCAACCCGUCCUCGCGUGUCCUCCGCUCCUCCAAGGGAGUGCAGACAAAUAAUUGAUUGCACCUGUGUUACUACUAUACAAGUGAAAUGGUU
Messenger RNA from Suillus plorans, 1144 nucleotides. RefSeq lists its product as uncharacterized. The transcript is spliced from 3 exons. The record is from RefSeq and is a predicted model, not a curated record. Lineage: Eukaryota; Fungi; Basidiomycota; Agaricomycetes; Boletales; Suillaceae. The coding region runs from base 176 to 1108 and encodes 310 amino acids.